Molecule: messenger RNA, 1113 nt
Organism: Anthonomus grandis grandis
Lineage: Eukaryota; Metazoa; Arthropoda; Insecta; Coleoptera; Curculionidae
Exons: 7
Coding region: 112-999 (295 amino acids)
Source: RefSeq, a predicted model, not a curated record
UCUUAUGUCAACUGAAAAGCAAUUAUUUCCAAACGUGCCGUCAGUUUGAUAAUCUGUGGGCUUCUACGUGGAUUGGGAGAGUGAUUCAGAGUGAAUUUUCGUAAAAAAACGAUGAUCUUAGAGAAGGACAGACAAACGUUUUCAAAAUCUAUUGGUAUCAUUAUUGCUAUUCAAGGACUAGCAUGGUUUGGCAUAUCGGUCACAGGGAUUGUGGUGAAACAAACCACCCCCUCUAUUGCGAAAAAGGAUUUAUCGGAUAUCCAGAGUUACACUCAAUACAUUGCCAGGAUUAUAUAUGACAACUUCUUAGUGAGCAAUGCCAGAGAUAAAGUGAUCAGACCUCAGGACUUCGAAGCUUUCCUAUGGAUUUACACGGUGCUGAGUGGCAUUUGGGUUGCGGCCGCUUUAGAUCUAAAUCUUGCUAUCAGGUUUAAAAAAUCGAGGCAGUCUUACAGCGCCCUGGUUCUAGGAGUGGUUGUCCUCCUAACCUCAGUAAUCGACUUGGUGUUGUUCAGUUUACUGGCCAGAGAUUAUUCGACUUGCCCUUUUAGUCUUAGCAGCACCUCCGAAGUUACCACUACUGAUGCCUCUACAACCAUUCAGAAUACUGAAAUUGUUGCUGAAGCUUUGAUGCCAAUGGCCCUCACCAUCACUACUGGAACAACGAUAGACUGUAAGGUGGCUACUGGUAUAGUGAUGUCCAUAGCUGCCAGAGGCUACGUGCUGUGGCUGAUCAAUGUUGUGACAGCGAUUUGCUUGAUUUCCAUUGGGACAAAGGUCUUUCGAAGUCCAGGACUAUUAGGCUAUGAGAAAAACACCAUUCCGAGAGUGAAGUUCCCGGAACAAAAGAAAGGGACUUCGGCAAACAACGAUUUCUUGUACUACGGGGACAAUGAUGCCUUUCAACCACAACAUGUGACCCCCAGUAGUCGGCCCAGAAGUAACAACAGCAGUACCCCGGUGGUUCUAAGCAGUAGAAAUCAAAAUAAUUACUUCUAAAAUGUAAAACAUCAGAUUUGAUCGCACUGUGUAAUGUCGUACUUAAGAAGAAUCUCGAAAGAGAAAAUUAUGCUUUUUAUCUUAGUCGAAAUAAACGUUUGUUAUUUUUCAUAA